Molecule: messenger RNA, 1276 nt
Organism: Sphaerodactylus townsendi
Lineage: Eukaryota; Metazoa; Chordata; Lepidosauria; Squamata; Sphaerodactylidae
Gene: PPCS
Product: phosphopantothenoylcysteine synthetase
Exons: 3
Coding region: 163-1074 (303 amino acids)
Biological process (GO): coenzyme A biosynthetic process
Cellular component (GO): cytoplasm; nucleus
Molecular function (GO): phosphopantothenate--cysteine ligase activity
Source: RefSeq, a predicted model, not a curated record
AUCUCGGGGGAGGUGCGAGAGAAGGAAGAGCCACAGGGCGGUGGAAGUCCUUCGCGAAGUCACAGGCCGCAAACUCGGGAGGGGGCGGGACUUCCCUCGAAGAGGCCCCGCCCAUUGCGGAACAGGAAGAAACGGCGGUGACAGCACACGGCGCGAUCCGGGAUGGCGGAGCUGCCGCCCGAGUCGCCGGCCGAGGCCGAGGUGGAGCGGCGCGUGCGGGCGUGGGCCGAGGCGCAGCGGGCGCGGGGGAAGCGCGUGGCGCUGGUGACGUCGGGCGGGACGCAGGUGCCGCUGGAGGCGCGCGCCGUCCGCUUCCUGGAGAACUUCAGCAGCGGGCGCCGCGGGGCGGCUUCGGCCGAGCGGCUGGUGGAGGCCGGCUACGGCGUCUGCUUCGCUCACCGCGCGCGGUCCGCCUUCCCCUGGGCUCGCGCCUUGCCUCCCCACGGUCCCCAGCUCCUGGACGCGCUGCGCGUGCACGCCGGCCCCGCUCCCUCUGUGACCGCCGACGUGCAGGCGAUCCCGGGGCUCGUGCGCGCGCUCCAGGCCUACCGGCGCGCCAAGGACGAGGACGCGCUCCUGGCCAUUGAGUUCACCAGCCUGGUCGAGUAUCUGACGCUGCUGCGGGCCGCAGCCCGGGCCCUCGCGCCCCUGGGUUCCAGUGCCAUGUUCUACUUGGCGGCUGCCGUGUCAGACUUCUACAUCCCUGCUUCAGAGAUGCCAGAACACAAGAUCCAGUCUGUAGAUGGACCUCUCCAGAUCACGAUGAAGAUCGUACCAAAAAUGCUUUCCCCUCUGGUUAAGGAGUGGGCUCCUGAAGCUUUUGUGAUUUCCUUCAAACUGGAAACCAACCCUUCCAUUUUGAUUGACAAAUCUCGGCAGGCUUUAGAAAAGUACCGCCACCAGGUGGUGAUAGCAAACAUGCUUGACUCCCACAGAACCUCAGUUCUUGUGGUAACCAGGGAUUCAGAGAUGCGGCUGUCGCUGUCUGAAGAGGAACUGAGUGGAGGCAUGGAAAUCGAGGAGAAAAUUGUAAGCCAUCUUAAGUCUCGGCAUACAGCUUUCAUGGAGAAAUAGCCCUUGAUCAGGAAAAGGUGAUUUGAGUCCUCAAAUUGGAAUAGACUUCAAUGACGGUUAAAUGGUGGUGGAACUGGAAGAUUGCUACUGGUAAACAGAGGAAAGGUGAAAACCUGAAAUGUCUUUCUUUGCACACCUUCAUAAGCUUGCUGCUCAUCUGAGAAAAAUAUAUGUGUAUAUAAAUAGGAACAUUCCAAAUCCA